UCCACCUAUCGUGAUGUCAUGCGGCGAAAUACGUGAUUACCUCCCCAUCAACUGAGUAGUCUCUUAAAACAGAGUUACGUUGUUUUGUGGAAAUUCCACGUGAACAAACUGAAAGGAUAUAAAAUUAUACUGUUUUAUAAUAUAAUUGGAGAUGCCUCCCCCUGACAGAUGGACAGACUAUCGACCUCUGGGAUCUGUGAUUCCUGGAACAAAGUUUAUUGCAUUUAAAGUACCGCUUAAGGAGGCAUUGUGCAGGAAUCUAUCAGCUGAUGAAAGAUUUUCUCCGUCAAGGUUAAUACAAAUAUUGAAAGAGUCAGGUCAGGACCUUGGACUUGUGGUGGAUCUCACAUUCACUUCCAAGUACUAUAAUGGAAAGGAGUUUAGUAAAAAGUCUAUCGACUACGAGAAGAUCUUCACUGCUGGUCAUGAAAUUCCUAGUGAAAAAGUAUUCCAAAGGUUUGAAGAAAUAGUCAGUGAUUUCUGUGCAAAGAAUGCAGACAACAAUAUUUUGAUUGGAAUUCAUUGUACACAUGGUGUGAACCGAACAGGGUACCUUGUAUGCAGGUACAUGAUUGAAAAGUUGAAUUUCCAGCCUGAUGAUGCAAUAUCCAAAUUUAAUGAAGCAAGAGGACAUCCAAUAGAGCGAGAAAAUUAUCUUGAAGACCUGAGAAAACGUCCAUUCGAAAGACCCCUGAAGAGCCUCAAAAUUCCCCUCCAUCUUCUCCAGAGAGGAAAAAGUGGAAGCCAAGACACAAGAAAAGGAAAAUGGAGAAAUCAACAGAUUUGUUUGAAGAAACACAGCCUGCUGAGAGCCGUGAAUAUUUUGGCAGUUCCAAGAUGGCUAGGUCAGAAACCAGUAUUAGGGAGCAGAGGAAGGAGCAUUACCAGGAUGGCCAUGGUCACAGCUCCAGAUAUACGAGUCAUGUAUCACCACUGGAAGUUGUGGAAUCACCAGAAAUGUUCUGGAGAGGUUGCUGGCGUGCAGGCUGGGUAUCACAAAUACAAGGGAAUAGACAUUUGGGAUUUAAUAGGCUACAACCCAUGUUCAACCCUCCACUGAGAAUGUCUGCUUCUAGAUGGGGUGAAGAUAAUGGUAGAUCUGAAAUUUCCUAUCAUAAAAAUUCGUACAGCUAUGGUUCUCAUGAAGAGAUUACACGCAGUUCUGGUUACUGGAGAAGAUAUGAUAACCAACAAAUAUGUCCACCCUGGAUUCCUCCAGGCAAUAUAAGGUAUUUAAAUUCUCAAGACAGAAGACCCACUCAUUCUGAACAGAGAGGAUAUCAGGCCAAAGAUCAUCACUUUCCUGUGAAUCAUCGACAGCCUACCAGCUGACUAGCUGUGGGGUUGCGUCGUGGUCUUUGUUUUGUCACACUACGUUUUAUGCGACUUGCUCUAUAUAUUCUGACACUCAAAUUUUGAACAAUGUAUAUAAAUGUUACAACACUGAUCAUUUUUACCCCUUGUGCACAAAAACUGUUCAAAUGCUGUAAGAAGACAAAAAUGAUUUAUUAUAAUGUAAAUGUUUUAAUUGCAAUAUCGUGGUGAUGAGAUUGAAGUAUUGUGCUGGGUUUAAAAAAAUCUUUAAGUUUAGUUUAAUCCUUUUACUCCUUGAGGAGAAUAGGGCCGCAACAACACUUCACCAGUGGACCGUUUUGAGCAGUACCCCUCAGUUGGGCCCAUGUGGUUCUGACAUUCUUUGCCUCACUCUCUUUCCAAGACUGCUUUGGUCUCCCAACUCUCCUUUCCCCUGAGGGUUCCAGUCAAAUGAUAGCCUGGCAAUGGUG
Messenger RNA from Pomacea canaliculata, 1784 nucleotides. Its product is annotated as RNA/RNP complex-1-interacting phosphatase-like. The coding region runs from base 152 to 1060 and encodes 302 amino acids. The record is from RefSeq and is a predicted model, not a curated record. Gene Ontology annotation, biological process: protein dephosphorylation. Gene Ontology annotation, molecular function: polynucleotide 5'-phosphatase activity; protein tyrosine/serine/threonine phosphatase activity. NCBI's taxonomy places the organism in Eukaryota, Metazoa, Mollusca, Gastropoda, Architaenioglossa, Ampullariidae. The transcript has 10 exons.